UCGCGGCAACGUCCACGGCACCAUAAGGGCGGUUCAUCUGCGGCAAACCCAGUCGGCACGCAAGGCGCAACGCGAAAGCAGAAUUGUUCACCCGCUUCACAUAAUCUAGAACAAGAUCCUCUGCUUCCCGACCCUUGAGGAUCUUGAUAUCUGAUUUCUUCGGUUCUGAUUUCGGGGCCAUGUGUGCAUGCGGGAGAAACUGGCCGUCGAAGAAAUAACGCAAAGGAAGAGAUGCGCCCAAAGAAGCAAUGUGGGGGAAAGUACACGUGACCGUGCGUGUGGCCGAUCCCCUGAUCUCAACCGAAGGCGCCCGGUAGCGCAAUUGCGAUUCGAAUUGGGCAUUGUCUGCAAGUCUCCCACCAGCCCGAAGACGUUGACAUGCCUUCACAACUGGCCGUUUCACUCUAACGCAUGGACAUGCGCCGCCGUCGGGAGUGUCGCUCUUGAUGUGCAGCAUGAGAAAUGGAGCACAUCAUCAAGAAUGCAACGGGGCAAGUUGGCUGCAACAGGCAACGGGCGGCAUCGGUUGGUUGUAUGAUUUAUCUGUGACCGAACAAGACGCUUUCGGACCGAGAGCCAUAUAUCCUGAGAUUUCCUCGAGGUGUUGUUCGAAGAAGUUCAUGUGCAUCCGCUGACCAGAAGGAAUCAAUCGAAAGAUGCUGAACAUGGAGUAGAAUAAUCCCGAUGCUGCAUCUCACCAACUCCGAGACUACGCGCCGACUAGGCCGAAAGGAAGGGAAUACAUGUGUCAAGAACAGCGCUCCAACAGUUUCGAUUGUUGUCGAUUGCCAUCUCUGCCGCGUCUUUCGCCAUCACUGUCGCAUUCUGCCGAGUCCACCCACCAAUCAGGGCGCGCGUAGGGGCUGUCGUUUCCGGGCGAUGAGAGUUUAGUGAGCAUGGCCAUGCACUCCGAUCACCUAGCGCGGAUCCGGGCAGAGGACAAAAUCGGACUGGCUAUUUCGAAUCUCUGAUAGAUGCAGGGAAGCAGGCAUAGUAUGGUCACAGGGGUGGGAGACGAGCUGAGCCGUACGAGCAAUGAUUCCUGCAGGUCCGGUGUUGCGUGGGUUGCCGCAGAGCUAUGUAAUGUUAGGAAAGGCUUUGAUUAAACGGCGACCGCUUUAAGAGACAAGCCCUGAUCCCCGACCAACACUCGAAUGCGAUGCCGACUUCGAGUUACCCAGAACCCAAGAAAGAGAAGAAAACGCGUCGGCGACUGCGUCUGAGCUGUGUUGAAUGUACCAAACGCAGACAACGAUGUGACAGGGUAUAUCCUUGUGGCCUGUGCGUUUCCCGUGGAGUGGCCCAUCUCUGUCGCUGGGAAAAUGUGCCCGUCGCGCGUCCGACUCCAGCUCGGCCGCCUGUCGUGCCUGAAACUGGCGCGCUGGACACGAUACAACAGCUGUCGGCUCGCAUCGCAAGCCUCGAGCAGACAGUUGUCACGGAGCGAUUGCGUCGCGAUCCGUCCGACGUUGAAAACACGAUCUCCACUCCCAGCCCUCAUUCGCGUUCUCUCUCUUUACCGACAGACUGCUCGCCGCGCAACUCUGUCGUGGGCCUUUCCAGUGGGAACUCCUCGUACUCUUCACCAGAACCUGACGAAGUGUCCGAUCCAUUUCCAAAGCUGUCUGAUGCCGCUUAUCGAACAGUAUCUUCCCUUGUCCAACAAUCUUCCGCCCAUCACGGCGAGUUUCUAGGGCUCGGAAGCUCUCUUUCUGCGUUGUACUCGAUUAGUUCGAGAAAGCACCCGCGCCAUCUACACGUGACCUCCUCCCAAUCCAGCCAGUUAUUCCAGUUAUUGCCUCCUGGAGAGGCCAACCAGACAUCACUCAUCCGCCUGAUCCAAGCUAUUCCGCCGACGCAACAGGUGACGGCGCUAUGCCGCAUGUUCUUCAGGGAUGUGAACUGGCGAUUUGGUGUUCCGGAGGAAUGGUUUUUGCGAACUUGCUGCGAGAUGGAUCUCGUCUUGCGUUACCACGCAUCGCAGGUCAAGAUCGACGCGAACUGGCUCUCUCUCCUGUUUGCGGUUCUUGCGAGUGCGCCUAGGCCCGGCCUUGAAGCGGGCAAAACCGACGGUCCGGAGCAGCACUUUACACAUGCCGUGGCGGCAGCCAGAGCAGCAGAGAGCGCAUAUCAGCUUCGGCCAACGAUGAGCCGGACGUCGGCAGCGCAGGGGGCCGUUCUGAGCUGUUUCGCUGCCCCGUUGCUUUGCGACCAUCUCAUCGCCAGGGGACGGGUGUCCGAAGGGUGGAAGCUCAUCGGAAACGCGAUUUUGUCUGCUCAGUCGGUGGGCCUGCAUCGGGACCCAGGACGGCAGAACUCGCUGGAAGAAGUCAUGAAUGAUGACGAGAAACUGCUACGCCGCAGAGCUUGGUGGGGUCUCUUCUCGUGGGAAAGGAUGUGCACUACCGUCCUCGCCCGGCCCGCAAUUCUCCGGAACGACGCAAGCGACGUCAUGCUCCCUCCAGCCAUCAAUGCAGACGGCACUCGUAAUCUGUUCAAUGUUUAUCAGAGACUGCUGGUUCAGCUGAUGCAUCUGGCGGGUGAGAUGGCUGAAAAGUGUUUCGGCGUCCGCUCUCCGACUGGUGUGGACGUGCGCAAUCUCGAUCGCAAAUUCGAACAGUGGGAAAGCCAGCUUCCUGCUGAAUUCCGAUCAGACAGCCCGAAUUAUCUGGACAAUCUCCCUGUCUCCGAAUUCGGCUCACUCUUGGCACAAAAGCACACACUGUGGACAUGGUAUCUCCUGUGCCGGUCGAAGCUGCAUCUUUCCGUACUCACACGCGGGGAAGACACUUUCUCUGACAUCUGGGGACAGUCCAUCAGCCGGAAACAGAGUCGCGAGCUAUGUCGGAACCUCUCUUCCGAUUUGAUCCGGCUCCAAUGCAAUGCGAGUCAGCCCGAGCAGUCGACCGCGCUGCUUGGAAGCAAUUGGUACUUCCCCGGGUAUUUCUCUCUCACGGAGGCUGCGGUCACCCUGUACUGUGUCGGCCGUCCCGGUGACUCCGACACCCUCAUCCGCGAGGCAAUGCUCGUUCUCCAGCAGGCCGGAAACUCGGCGAUGGAUCUUGGAAAUGCCGCUCGGAACGGCAGCGAAGCUUUGGGCGUUCUGAUCCAAGAAGUGGCGAACCAAAGCCCGCAUGAUCCCGUGCUCCCAACUGAAUUUGCUGUAUAUCCGGCCACUCAAUUUCUGCCGAACGUAGGACCCUCUUUUGAGUGGUACUCCUCCGAUAACCUGGUGCACUAUGGAGAGGGGCACAAUCUCGAUGGGAUCCUAUACGAUGAUAACAAAUCGAAUCUGAUUUACACAUAAUCCUAAUCCUCGAAGGCGGCUAUCUUUAUCAUUGGUGUACAAAACAUAUAUGUUGUAUCUGUACAAUCGCAUGUACGUUUAAUCACUGCGGGAAUCCCAACCGCACGACGGGCAGCGGAAGGAUUGUCGAGAAAGACAUGUGAUAUGAUCGACAGAAUCAUCAGCUUUGGGAAGAGGGGAGAAUUCCUCCACGGAUACAGAUCCAGAACGAGGGGGCCAAGGCUCAGAAGGAAAAGCAUCCUCGAAGCCAUACACAAAGAGAGCACCUAGACAAUCAACCAUUGCUCAAGAAUGGGAGGAUUUCCAGAAUGAUCGUGAGGAGUGCGGGAAGACGGGAAAGAACAAAAGAAUCGGCUUUCCUAAUUGGGGUCAGUCCACACACUUGCCGAGCGCCCUAUUCAGUCGGUGUUUGCUCUCCACCACCACCACCUCAGGGUGAGUCUGCAAAGUCGGGCUCUGAGCGGACUUUCCUCGGUCAUCUCUGUUCCCGGCAUCCGAUGCUGGUCUGCCUGUCGACGCGAACAACAACCUAGCGCCGCCGGUGAUCAUCAUUUGACGUCUUCCCUCUCUCCCAUCUCUCCAACUACCAAUGCCCGUCCCUCUAUGGACACCCAAGCAGCCUCCAGCUGAGGCCCGCUACAACGUUACAACCGAAUUCCCCAGCCUAGGGUUGCAUUCAGCUGCUGCCAGUGGGAAUGUGGGCUUAGUAGAGUAUGCACUGACUCGUGGCCAGCCUAUCAACUCUGUUCUUGAUGGUGUACUACCACUUCACGCCGCAGCCGCCGGAGGCAGCGAGCAAAUCGUCAAACUCCUCAUCGAGCGUGGGGCCGACGUGAAUGCACCGAGACUGCCUCGCCGAUAUUCCAACGACAAAAAUCGAGACGCCGCGGGACCAAUUGUUGGAACGAGUGGCAGCACCCCGCUCCACUUCGCCGCUGCGAAUGGGAACUCGGACAUUGUCACGACCCUUUUACUUCGGGGAGCUCGGGCAGAUCGAGCUGACAAGCAUGGGGUGACCGCCGAAAUGCUCGCGCGCCAGCAUGGCUGGAAUGAAUGCGCGGACAUUCUUCAACAGUGGGUGCUCAACAAAGAUCGGGACUUGAGGGAGAGAGAGCCGCCCGUCGAAUUCAGCGAGCCCACGAUUCUACCGCUGUGCCGUCUCACGAGCCGUGACCGCGACGGCUCCCCAGGCGACACUGAAACAUCCACACGCAAACGCAUCCACAUGAAGCGAUCUAUGGACACCGCACUGAGCAUGCUCAAGAGCUCGUCCGAGGUCCUAAAGCCCCCCAGCAACAAUCUUCCCAUGGCAAGGGCGACGCCGCCAUCUCCGAUAAGGCCAUUUGGGGAGUACACAUUCUAUCCUACAAGCGGACCUGUCAGUCCGAUUGACCCUUCAUCCCGUCGACCAUCCUUGCCGCAAAUAUCGUACCCGGCUCCUCCAUCAGUGAACCGCAAAGCUUCGCUGGCUUCCCGAACUCCGCGCAGACCACGAUCAGCGGGAAAUGGCGCUGAGCCAGAGACUCCUCCGUUUGGACGGGUGGGUCAGGCUGAAGGGUCAAGCCCCAGUUCUGGUGUCCCUUUGGAGAGAACGAGCACCCAGACCAGCAUCUCCAACCCUUCGGGUUUACCCUCCCCGACCAAUAACGCGACACAAAUGACCGAUUCCGUCCUCUUCGCAGCCAGCCCAACUCGAGCCAUGUCAGGCUCGCCCUCGCGGCCACCUAUGCCGUUGGCUGUUGAUCUGCACAAUGCGCUAGCACAGCAUCAGCGUCGUGAUCGAUCUGGGUCCGCUGCGAGUGCGCCAUUUGAGUCGGAGGGCAUCUCAGGGUCUCCCAGCAGUCUUUCACGUCUAGCUGUCUUGCGACCACGUGAGCGAUCGGGUUCCCGAGGUAGCAGUGCUGGAAACCGCAGUGGAUCUGUUUUCGACGACGACGUUGUCAUCACGCCAGAUGGCAAACCCCGAGCUGGUAUUUUGAGAGCGCACAACCGGAGUAAUUCGGGGCCGGUGCCUCCUGGUCUACGGGCGCUCCGGUUUGAUCCGGAAAUGACCACCAGUCGAAAACACAGCCCAGGACCACCCAGCAGUCUAGGACUUCGAGGAAGCACGAGCGCUGGCUCGCUGUCCCGGUUGCGGAAUGAAACCAGCAACUAUGGAACCCCCGAUUCGGCGCCCGCUGCUGUAUCCGACUUUGAUCUGGAGGCUUUGAAGACUUUCAUGGGCGACGAUGAAGAAGAGGACCUCGAGUACGGGCAGCAGAUGUCGCCUCCCGUUUCUCCUGGUGAAAUCCAGCCUUGUGCGGAGCGCAGCUUUCCAUUCUCCAUCCACGAAGCGCCACGUUCUCGAGGCGCAUCGGUCAGCAGCGCGGCCACAACGGACAGCCAGGUCGAUCUGCAAGUUAUGAGCGCCAGCAGCACAACGAGUGGAAGUGGGAAUGGGAGUGUGGCAGUGACAACUCCGCCUCCGUCCGCCGCUCAGACGCUGAUGCCCCCUGCUGCGGAGGGAGGGCGGAUAACUGAACGCCGGACACCUACACCGUUGGAUAUCAACCUCAGCUUGAUCUCGUCGCAUGCCCAGGCUGAGGCUCUAGUCCAGAAGGAACUCAAAGAUAUACUGUCCAUGGGCAAGAACGGUGCUGGUGUAAUGCCUCUGAGCGCCAAACUCGCUGCGUACGGCGAAAGCUUACAGAUCGAGCGCAAAUUCAGGACCGAUCCGUCGCCGUCUGAUGAUGAGACGAUCUUACGUCUCCCGCGGACGACCUCGUCAUCCUCCUCUCAGAGCAGCCAGUCGCAGCGGGAAAGCAUCCAGCGCCAGCACAGCUUCGACGGCCGAACGAGGCAGUCGAACGCAACAGCGGAUGAUGAAGCGACCCCGACUGUGAAAGUGGUGCACCAUCUGUCGCGGUCGACUUCGGCGAUAUUGUCGCCCAUCCCGAUCGUUGUGCAGACGUCAGUGACCGCCGCGCAGGUUGUCGACGCUAACAACCGAGUGCGGAGAGCCCGGACGCCAGAUCCUGAUGCUGCGACGGGUCUCAGUCGCGUGAGCUCUCUAGAUGGGUACGAGUCAGCUGAUGUCGAAUUGGGGCCUGCUCUGACUCGGGUGUCGACUGCGCCGAUGAUGCCGACCACGGCAACGAGAGACCGUGACCGCGCGAGGAAUCUGGCGAGUGCAAACAAGCUCACACGGAUGGGAUUCGCGCCGCAACAGAUCAGGCCGGACCGGCAGGAUCCGUCGCAGUCUAAGCGUUUCGGAUUCAAGUCUCUGAUGCAGACAUUCAAGGGCAAGACCUGA
Mycena citricolor is the source of this 6599-nucleotide messenger RNA. Lineage: Eukaryota; Fungi; Basidiomycota; Agaricomycetes; Agaricales; Mycenaceae. The record is from the annotation of a GenBank genome assembly.